UUGACCAUGGUACAGCGAGGUAGUAUAUUUGACCUCACAACCCUUAUAAAUAUGCGAUGGGUGCAUCAGUUGUUAUGCACCAAAUAACUACGUACACACAAGGUUCCCUAGCUUUGAACGUAUUCAGAUAUCUCAAGUUUAAGGAAUAAGGAAAAAUGGCUUCAGCACAGGCAAUCGCAAUGAAUGACAAGGAGAAAGAAAUGGUGGUUGCGAUGGUAGAACAAGCAAAGAGCGUCGGCAAAACCAAUAACAUGAAAUUGGGUGCUGUGAACCAGCAAGCUAAUCAAAACAGUGCGGUUGUCUAUAUUAACAAUAGCACCCCUGCAAAAAUCAAUUUUAACCAAAAUUUGAAUUGGGCAGGGAGUGUCAUUGGUACCCCAUAUCCUCCUACGAUUACCGCCAUGUCGUCGGCUUCCUUCACCCAUGCUGCGCAGCCUAUCGACGGCUCCAAAGGAGCCGUGGUGUACUUCGGCAGCAACAAGGACGGAAUUCCUUCCGGAUGGCUUUUGGCUUGGUUUGCACCCGCCAAAAUGACCCCGACCAAUCCUAAUAGGGUACAUGUUGAGUGUGGUCCCAGCGCUAAGUAUGGUUCCGUAGAUUGGGACGUAAUCAAAGCUAGGCUUGAUGUAGCAGACUCCUACAACAACCACUUUGACCCAGUUACUCAUACCACCAUUGCUGCCGAGAUCACUCCAGGCGGCAGUUUCGCAGCGAUUGGUGCGAAUUUUGGAGUUUUUUAAAUGAAUUACUACUCCUAAUAAGUAUUACGGACGUAAUUAUGGGUUAUUCCUAAUGACUAAUAUGCAUGGUAGCUCGAUCUUAUCCUUCCAAUCAAGCUAAGCAUAUUAAUUAUUAUAUACGAAUAAUACUAUUUCAAUAAUCAUGGCCCUUGUAUCUUUAAUUUGUAUUCCUAAUGCUUAUAAGUUAUCAUAUUAUAUUUCUAUUUCUAUA
This is a messenger RNA of Spinacia oleracea (spinach), 951 nucleotides long. RefSeq names its product jasmonate-induced protein homolog. NCBI's taxonomy places the organism in Eukaryota, Viridiplantae, Streptophyta, Magnoliopsida, Caryophyllales, Amaranthaceae. Bases 156 to 740 code for a protein of 194 amino acids. The record is from RefSeq and is a predicted model, not a curated record. The transcript is spliced from 3 exons.